GUUUUCCAUAGUAACAGAGACAAAACACACUGGGAUGAGUGAAGCAGCGAAGAGGACAGGCGAGCUUCUGUCCCACAUAGAAGGUAGAUAUCUGCUCAUAUGAGGGAGAAGAGAUCUGGGAACAUGAAGACUCAUUGGGAAGGGAAGUUAUUCUGAAACAGCCUGCGGCUUCCAGGGGGAAAAAGAGGGAAACAGAGUAAGACAAGAAAGUGUCUGAGAGCAGAGACAGAGGACGCAUUCUGACUCAAGAGGGAGGAGGCAGAAACUGAGACAACUUCACCACCACUGCAUCAGGACAGAGGAAAAAGGCAGCACACCACACGCGAGCGCUCACCCUGCCCGCUGGACCCCAAAGGCAGCACCAUGAAUCCCGAAGCCCAGUACGACGACACGGUGUCCACCAUGCUGCUGGAGAACAUCAAGAACAAGCUGAUCCAUGCCUUCAGGGCUAACGGAGAGCCUCUGCCCGCCGGUGGGUCAGGUGUCGACACAGUCAGCAUCUUUAAGAAGAACUUCCAAGCCAAUGAAGAGCUAAGAAGAGCCAAAAUCGAUGGAGCAAUAAGCUGGCUGAGAUCAGAGCUGCUGGAGAUGCGAUCGCAGGACCAGCAGCUGGCCAGGACACUGCUGGGCCUCAACAGCGAGAUCCAGAGGCUGCGGAGGGAGGGCGUGCCCCCAGCACUGCAGCCAGAGGGCAGAGAGGGCAGAGAGCACAUAUAACCUCCAGCGAUGAGAGGGAGAAGCCAAGGAGACCAGCCCCUGGAAGCAACGCAGCUGUUCCUGUGUCGACCCCUCGUCGUGACGCAACGCGGAGCAGAUUACCGCUGUGCUGCUGACGGGGGUACAGCAUGACUCGCUGCAGGUCUACGGUCUCGCUGCAGAUGUUGCUCUUUUUUCCAGCUGUCCUGUGAUUUGUCCCUGGGUAAUAACCCUGAGGUUUGCUGCCAGCGAUGGGCCCAAACGUACCGAAAAGGAGAUGUGUAAAGCUGCGGCACAUCUAAGAGCCUUUUUAGGACCUUCCUUAGAAAAUGUGUGGUGUGUGUGCGUCCUGUGCUCUGCUGCAGUGACCAACCACAAUAUACACUGUAGAACAACGCGCAGAUUCCCGUACAUAUUUCUGUUCCAUGUCGUGUUAGAAAUGCCAAGAACGCGGUUCUGUAAAUCCUAAACCUGUGAGGUGCUUGUAGGAUACAGAUGUAUUUUUAUAUCUGAAUAAUGCUUUGAGAAUUGUAACAAAGUAUUACACACCAUGCCUUAUUGUGUUGUAUAAAAAAGACUGAACCAUUGA
This is a messenger RNA of Paramormyrops kingsleyae, 1285 nucleotides long. It is a transcript of the gene aard, whose product is annotated as alanine and arginine rich domain containing protein. The record is from RefSeq and is a predicted model, not a curated record. NCBI's taxonomy places the organism in Eukaryota, Metazoa, Chordata, Actinopteri, Osteoglossiformes, Mormyridae.